This is a messenger RNA of Fomitiporia mediterranea MF3/22, 2451 nucleotides long. RefSeq lists its product as uncharacterized. Lineage: Eukaryota; Fungi; Basidiomycota; Agaricomycetes; Hymenochaetales; Hymenochaetaceae. The record is from RefSeq and is a predicted model, not a curated record. The transcript has a single exon. Bases 1 to 2451 code for a protein of 816 amino acids.
AUGCUUCGGAACGCUGCGGAACGCUUCUGGAACGCAUUAGCACAUAUCGAUAUGGACCAGCGCUGGAUACGCUGGAGGUUCGCAUCGAUCGGAUGGGUCGAGGACCAGGCAUCCGUGACGGCGAAAAGGAACGAACAGGUGCGCAUCGAGUUUACAGGCAAUGGACAACAAGAUUAUCCAUUGAAUAUUGAUUACAAUGUGGCCGCCGAGCCUCGACUGACGAUUCCCGGAGGGUACCCAAGUCCGGAUAUCGAUACUAACAUGCCAGGAUGUAAGUCCUCGUCCCUCGUGGGCUGGAGGCAACCCGAUGAACCUAUACCAGGUGAUAAGUCCUCGUCUACACAAGGCUGGAGGCACCCUGAUGAACUACUACAUACCAAUAACGUAGAAUUAAGGCAUGUAACUGUACCAGCGCAUAUAGUUAGACAAACGCGCACUGUAGAGCAGACACCAGCGAGUAUUGACACUACUGGGCUCAAAGAAAUAGCAAAUAACGGUACAGAGAGCGGAAACGCUCAGGCGAUUGUUCUUGAGGAUUCAGACAGUCGAGUUCAGGAUGAACAGGCGAUUGGAUUCGAGGAUUCGUCCAAUCGAGUACAGAAGGUCGAGUUUGAGGAUUCAACUCACCGAGUACAGGCGAUUGAGCUUGAGGAUUCGCUCUAUCGAUUUCAGGCUACCGAGUUUGAGGAUUCACUCGAUAGAGGACAGGCGAUUUGGUUUGAGGAUUCACCAAGUCGAUAUAGAGAGCUAACGGCGAGCAUCGAGGAAUUUGCAAGCCAAUACAAGGAGUACAUCGUGCAUAUAGUCAGUAUCAGUGAGAGCGUGGAUGAGUAUCCAGUGAGCGCACUUACUUCAGAACGGAAACACAUCGACAACAGCGAUGUAGAGGGCAAUAAGACAUCUAAGACCCUUUUAGGCAGCGAAGAAAGCAGCCAGGACUCAGAACACAAGAGUAACAAAGGCCAGGAGAGCCAGGCAUCGGAACUACAGAGAUCCGAUGAGGAACAAGAUUUCCAGAAGGCAAGUAAGACCUUCAGACACAUCGCAAGAGACAGAGCGAUUGAGAUAGACAUAGGACAUGUCAGCCCAUUCCACAGUUCGAUAGACAUCGAUGAUUUGAAUAAGAGAACGUACAAGUUCGAUGGAAUGUAUCAGGAAGAGGAGAAAGCAACUCCUUCAUCAAACAAGAGCGGACUCGAUAGUAUAGCAACGGAAAAGCGCGAAACGCUUCAGGCAGGCUACAGAACGAAAGCCAGACAUGCCAUAGUACCCACAGACAGUAGAGAUCAUAACUAUCGAUCUAAGAGUGUAGAAGAAACGCUCAAGAGUCCAGACAAACGAUCGCAUUCACAGAAAGCGAAAGGAAAGUGCAAAGCGAAAGGAAUACGCAAAGCACAAGGAACGGAACGAAAACCGGAACUGCCAGGCAUUCAAUACGAUUGUGAAAUCGAUUCAGACUAUCCAAGCGAAACGGACAUCGCAUUGACAGAACAGUACUUUGAGGAUAGCAAAAGUGAACGCAAAUUGGAACUACAGGGAUCAGUACUUGAUCCAGAGGGCGAAAACCAAGCAUACACCCACGAAAUCGAGUGUUUAACCUCAUACAUGGUAGAUAUCGACUACGCAUUGCACAGGAGCAAUGUACAGGAGUACUACAACGGAUACGACACCCUAGCCAGGUCCAGGAAUAAGAGAGAAAGCGAAAUACCUGGAUAUAUGCGGUCUCAAAUGGAAAUACCAAGUUUUUCAGGGCAUCAGAGCAUACAUCGCAUUAAAUCCGUGAACAAACGAUCCCAUAGCGAUACUUCGCGAUUGAAAGCAGUCCCAGGCAAGGCAUACACUAGUUGUAUUAGUGAGAACAAUAUCGAUUCAGAGCGCAGCAAACUACGCAGUUCAAAGCCACAUAUCGAGCGCAGCAAGCAUAAGAAUAGCUCCAACCGUAGUUCAAGAACGAACAAUGGACACAGGCAUAGCGAAGCACCGAAUAAUGUUCAGAAAGGCAUAUUUGCAUCAGUAAGACCUUCAGAGAGCCUAGCAAACAAUAGCUACGCAUACAGAGCGAUACAGAGCUCUAGGAUACAGAGAAAUGGAAAUCUUGACCCAGGAUCAGACCCAGACAGCGAUAAUUCGGAUUCCUCUUCAUCCAAUGACUACAAUCGAAGUAAUGCUUUAUUCGAACUGUCAGACAUCGAUUCGAGUGAUACUGAAGCUACUAAGAAGCGCAAGAAACGCUUGAGGAAGAAACGGAACACAAGUUCAGGCAGGCAAACUACGCAUUUGAAAGGGCGAAUUCAGUAUAUUCGAGACCCUAUGAGACUACAGCACUUAGGCAUCGUACUACAGGCAUUCAGUACAGGAAUAAGCAUCGCAGGAAGUCUAAACAUCGAGAUAGACGAUUGUAUACAGCAUACAAUGACAUUUUACCCUCGAAAGCACAGGCAUACAGUGUAG